UCUCUGAUUGGUCACCCGUGAUAGCUUCGCCCCCAAGUAUCACUAUUCCCGCCCUACCCAAUCAUUUUCCUCCAACACACCAAAAUAUCUCACAAUAUUCAACUCCAAAAUAUCCCUCCCCGGGACCCGCCCCCAGUCUCAACCAGAAACCUCCAGUGUAACUGAUUUUCCAAGAACCUUAGCUCCAAGGAAACCAACACCCAGGUCGGCGCCAACAAAACCCCCUCCUCUCAUAUUCCAGCCAGCCCAGCCCCACCUGAAUGGCUCAGACCGUCGAUGACGACCCAUCAUCAUCAUCAUCAUUACACUUAUAUACACAGUGGCCUCCCCUCCACCGCCUUGAAUUCUCCUUUCGGAUUUUUCCUCUUAUUCAAAAUUUCCAUAUAUACAUCCCCAUUUCCCCAACACCCCCUAACACACAAACCACAAUUCCGUUUUGAGUUUUCUGUUACACCAAAUUUCUAUGUAUCCCCGAGAGGAUUCUAGUUCGGGUCUAUUCCACCCGAAAGUGGCAGAGGCUAUGGAUUUAGAAGGGUUGAGUGACCAGGUGGCAGCGCCGCAGCCGCUUCAGUGUCUGCAGGAGACUCCGGUGCCGCCGUUUCUGUCCAAGACGUUUGAUUUGGUGGACGACCCGUCGCUGGAUUUGAUCAUUUCCUGGGGCUCUGCUGGAACCAGCUUCGUGGUUUGGGAUCCUGUGGAGUUUUCUAGACUUGUCUUGCCCCGCAAUUUCAAGCACAACAAUUUCUCCAGCUUCGUUCGCCAGCUUAAUACUUAUGGUUUUCGCAAGAUUGAUACGGAUAAGUGGGAGUUUGCAAAUGAAGCUUUCCUGAGGGGCAAAAGACAUUUGUUGAAGCACAUCCAGAGGCGCAAGUCAUCUCAGUCCUUACAGAUUGGGAGCUUUGUUGGUCCUUCUGCUGAAGAAGUUAGGCCUGGAGUCGAAGAUGAUAUAGAAUCGUUGAGGAACCAGAGGAGUCUGUUAAUGCAGGAGGUUGUUGACUUGCAACAGCAGCAGCGAGGUACAGUUCAUCAGAUGAAAACAGUGAACGAAAGGCUGCUUUCUGCUGAGCAGAGACAGAAGCAGAUGGUUUCUUUCUUGGCCAGGUUGCUUCAAAACCCAGCAUUCUUAGCCAGACUUCAACAGCAGAAAGAGCAGAAAGAGCAGAAAGAGCAGAAAGGUAUAAGCUCUCCUACUAUGCAGAGGAAAUUUGUUAAAGCUCGUGAGCGUGAAGCAGGUAUAUCUGAUUCUUAUGAGGAAGGGCAGAUUGUGAAGUACCAACCUGCUUGGAGAAACCAUACCAUGUCAUCUGCAGUCCCGGAUGUAAAUCCAGUUCCUAGUGAAAACCAAUCAGAUCAGGGUAUGCCAUUUCAGUUUGAGAAUGUUUCAUUUGAUGGGUUAACCGUCUCAGAUGAACUAGACGUAAGUCACGUAACACAGGGAUUUAUCAAGACACCAGCUCAAGAGGGUGACAGGGCAUCAAGCAUAGUAACUGAAAGUCUACUAUCAAAAGGCAAGAGCAUUAUGACCCAACAAGAGGUUAAACCGGAGCCGUACAUCUCUUUCCAGGAGGAUUUGAUGAAGGAGAAUACGUCUGAGGAACUCUCAUUUCCGGGGAUUGAAGGUAUGGUCAAACCAGCAGAUGAUGUAUGGAGUAUGGGAUUUGAUGCCAGUGUUGGUAUGUCAAGUUGUAGCAUCGGAUUUUGGGGUAAUCCAAUCAACUAUGAUGUGCCAGAGAUGGGAAUGCCAGAUGGUUUGUUUGAUAUCUGGGACAUAGGUGCACUGCAAGCAGCAGAAGGGUCAGGCAUUGAUAUGUGGCCAGCUGAUGAAUCUGCAUUUGAUGAGCAUGCACGUCAAGAUGGACAGUCAAAAGAUGAUAUAGCUAACAUUGAUCCAUAGAGCUGCAUAUCUUGACCAUUUGCUGCCCUUCAGAUCCUAGUUGUUUUUAGUUGCAGGGUUUAUUAUUUGGACGAUUUAUUGAUGAAUAUUAUUAAGUUCUUUCCAUUUUUCUCUAUCAUUAGCUUUAAUUCAUUUUCUUUAUUAUGUUUAU
Molecule: messenger RNA, 2045 nt
Organism: Argentina anserina (silverweed cinquefoil)
Lineage: Eukaryota; Viridiplantae; Streptophyta; Magnoliopsida; Rosales; Rosaceae
Product: heat stress transcription factor A-3
Exons: 2
Coding region: 464-1894 (476 amino acids)
Biological process (GO): regulation of transcription by RNA polymerase II; cellular response to heat
Cellular component (GO): nucleus
Molecular function (GO): RNA polymerase II cis-regulatory region sequence-specific DNA binding; DNA-binding transcription factor activity
Source: RefSeq, a predicted model, not a curated record